UUUAAGGUGCAGAUGUUCCACAACGGAAUCGGUCUUGCAUGCAGCAGUAGCAUCGUUUGAAGACAAGAUAAAAUAUGAUGACCUUGAAUAUGGCGAUGCUUUUCUUGAUAUAUUCUUGGUCAGGUGCAUCUUUUGUCCAGUCUGCCCGUAACACAGAGAAUCAGUUAAUGCAGAAACUUCUAAAAGACUACGAUCCCAGCACACGCCCAGUGAAAAACAUAUCACAAGCUGUUGAUGUUAGAGUUGGUAUAAAUCUACAGCAGAUUAUUGAAGUGGAUUUCAAGCACGAAAUGCUGACACUGUUGGUAUGGAUAAAAAUGUUCUGGAAGGACGARUUCAUAAACUGGAAGCCUGAGGACUUYGGUGGCAUUAACUCCAUAGUAAUCCGUCGUCAAAAAAUCUGGGUUCCAGAUAUUACUCUAUACAAUAGUGUGUUGCUAAAGCCUGGAGAUAUCAAACUCAACUUGCUUGACGAUUUGAUAGCCACACACACCGGUGUCGUCAAGUGGAACUCACCUAUUAUAAUAUCAUCAACAUGCAAAAUGAAUGUACAUUCGUUUCCAUUUGACAAGCAGCGGUGUCAUCUUGAGUUUGCGUCUUGGGUCCUCGAUGGUGGCAAGAUCGAUAUUCAUCUACUUAACACUUAUGUGGCAAACGAAAGCUACGCCCAAAACGAGGAGUGGACGUUUUACAAUAGUAAAGCAGAGAGAAAAGUAAAGAAAUACAAAUGCUGCCCGGACCCUUGGCCAAGUGCUGUGUUUACACUGUUUAUCAAACGACGUCCAAACUUUUUCAUAMUCAAUGUUGUUCUCCCGUGUGCACUAAUUACGGCUAUCACUACAUUUUCGUUUAUUUUGCCACCCAGCUCAGGAGAAAGAGUGUCUUUUAUAAUGACCGUAUUACUAGCUUAUUCAGUGUACAUGAUGAUAGUAUCAGAGGAGAUGCCACAUGCUUCUGAAACCCCGUUGGCUUCAAAGUUUUUUGCAGUCAUCAUGGUGCAGCAAGCCAUUUCUCUUGUAGUCACAUGCUUCAUCAUAAGAUUUCACAACAACGACACUCCAGUGCCCAAGUUGRUUGCUGUYUUAGUGAACAAAUGGCYGGCACGYUUACUUUUGAUGAGAGCCGAGAGAAGAUCCAUUGCAUCUUGCAAGGCUGCAAACGAUUACCCAAUUUCAUCCUUUCUAAACAGUGAUUUUAGGAAAGAAGAUGGCGACCAAAAGAAUGUCAAUGAGCGCGAAUCUACACCAAGGAAUGUAGAUUUACAACCAGUUAAAGAAAACAGAGCACAUGCAGAACUGGAAAAGGUGAAGAAAGAGGUCAAAGUCGUCGCCGAUCAUUUUCGUAACCAAAAUACAAAGGAAGYACUUCAAGAUGAUUGGAUUUUCGCUACACAAGUUAUUGAUAGGUUUUGGUCUAUUGUUUUAGCAGUCACCUCCCUUAUUUGCGCGAUAAUCAUACUCUUAUACCAAUAUGAGGUACUGGAAUGACUACACAGUUUCACACAACUGCCUUCAAAAGCAAGUAAAUGCACUACCUGAUGAAAGCCCGAAAAGCAGAUGCGAAAGACUUUCGAAAUGGGAAGCAGAUAGAAGAACAGUAGAUUUCAUGACACUCACCACAGAAUUUCAUUAAUAGG
Molecule: messenger RNA, 1636 nt
Organism: Exaiptasia diaphana
Lineage: Eukaryota; Metazoa; Cnidaria; Anthozoa; Actiniaria; Aiptasiidae
Product: neuronal acetylcholine receptor subunit alpha-10-like
Exons: 5
Coding region: 75-1487 (470 amino acids)
Biological process (GO): signal transduction; monoatomic ion transmembrane transport; nervous system process
Cellular component (GO): synapse; membrane; neuron projection
Molecular function (GO): extracellular ligand-gated monoatomic ion channel activity; transmembrane signaling receptor activity; neurotransmitter receptor activity
Source: RefSeq, a predicted model, not a curated record